Messenger RNA from Orycteropus afer afer, 684 nucleotides. The record is from RefSeq and is a predicted model, not a curated record. Lineage: Eukaryota; Metazoa; Chordata; Mammalia; Tubulidentata; Orycteropodidae.
AUGGCUGCUUCUAACAUGUCUGUCUUCUCUAAUGACCUAAGCUAUGGCAGCCAUUUCUGCCUGCCCGGGUCCUGUGAAUCUUGCACCGACUCCUCCUGGGAGGUGGACAACUGCCCAGAAAGCUGCUGCGAGCCACCCUGCUGUGCCCCCACCUGCUGCCAGUCCACCUGCUGUGCUGCCACCUGCUGCGCCCCAGCCUCCUGCCAGACCCUCAUCUGCACCCCCGUGAGCUGUGUGUCUAGCCCCUGCUGCCAGGCAACCUGUGGGUCCACCUCCUGCCAAUCAGUCUGCACUAGCUCCUGUGAGCCUUCCUGCUGCCAGCAGUCUAGCUGCCAGCAGUCUAGCUGCCAGCCUGCAUGCUGCACACUCUCCCCCUGCCAGCAGCCCGUGUGCUGCAAGCCCAUGUGCUGCAAGCCUGUCUGCUGUACGCCUGUCUGCUGCAAGCCCGUGUGCUGUGUGCCUGUCUGCUGUGGGGCCAGCCCCUGCCCUGCCCCCUCAUGCUGCCAGCCCUCUACCUGUACAACCUCCUGCUGUAAACCCUCCUCUUGUGUGUCCCUCAUCUGCCAACCUGUGUGCAAGCCUGCCUGCUGUGUGUCCUCCUCCUCCUGCUGUGCCCCUGCCUCCUCUAAUGUGUCCCUGCUCUGCUGCCCCUUGUGCAAGCCUGCCUGCUGUGGCUCUUCCUAG